AUGUCCAAGAAGCGCGCCGCUGGCGGCGUAGAUCAGGUGGUCAAGAUUCUUGUGGGAGCUGGCCAGGCGAGCCCAAGUCCUCCCGUUGGCCCGGCACUCGGUAGCAAGGGUGUUAAGUCGAUGGAUUUCUGCAAGGAGUUCAAUGCUCGUACCCAGCACAUCAUCGCCGGCACACCAACGCCAGUCCGCGUGACGGUCCGACCGGAUAGGACAUUCCACUUCGAGAUCCGGACACCGCAAACUUCAUGGCUUCUCAUGAACGCCGCCGAACUUCCGCUAGGGAAGAAGGGCCAAAGGAGAGGCGCAAGCAACCCGGGAAAAGAAACCGUAGGGACGGUCAGUCUCAAGCACAUUUACGAAAUUGCAAAGAUCAAGCAAUCCGAGCUUCGUCUCUCCGGUCUAGCGCUGGAGGGGCUUUGCCGGGCUGUCAUUUGGCAGGCAAAGUCCAUCGGGAUUGCUGUGGUUCCGUAA
This is a messenger RNA of Dichotomopilus funicola, 471 nucleotides long. RefSeq names its product ribosomal protein L11, N-terminal domain-containing protein. Gene Ontology annotation, cellular component: mitochondrial large ribosomal subunit; ribosome. The transcript has 2 exons. Gene Ontology annotation, biological process: translation. Gene Ontology annotation, molecular function: structural constituent of ribosome; large ribosomal subunit rRNA binding. The coding region runs from base 1 to 471 and encodes 156 amino acids. NCBI's taxonomy places the organism in Eukaryota, Fungi, Ascomycota, Sordariomycetes, Sordariales, Chaetomiaceae. The record is from RefSeq and is a predicted model, not a curated record.